This is a messenger RNA of Nothobranchius furzeri (turquoise killifish), 2261 nucleotides long. It is a transcript of the gene necab3, whose product is annotated as N-terminal EF-hand calcium binding protein 3. Gene Ontology annotation, biological process: regulation of amyloid precursor protein biosynthetic process. Gene Ontology annotation, molecular function: calcium ion binding. NCBI's taxonomy places the organism in Eukaryota, Metazoa, Chordata, Actinopteri, Cyprinodontiformes, Nothobranchiidae. Gene Ontology annotation, cellular component: endoplasmic reticulum; Golgi cis cisterna; cytoplasm. The record is from RefSeq and is a predicted model, not a curated record.
AGGGCUGCAGGCUCAGCUCAGCAACGCAACGCAACACAAAGUUGCGGAGCCUCCUUCAGUCCCCUGCCUCCUUUCUUUCCUCCUGCCUUCGCUCUUCAUCGCUCUCACCUGACCGCAUCUCCGCCACAGCACCCCAGAGUUUGGAGCGUUGCUUUUUUCCCCCCGAUCAGAGUGUCUCGUUGCGUCUGAAGAUGCUGGCCUGCACGGAGAUGAUCACCAUGUGCCUCCAGUCGGCCAAGCAGAAGCAUCUCCGGGCUCAGCAGAACCAGCAACAGCUGCUGUACAGCUCCGGACAGGGGCUCAACAUCUUCCACGAUAUUUUCCGCAGAGCAGACAAAAAUGAUGAUGGAAAAUUGUCAUUUGAUGAGUUUAACACUUACUUUGCUGAUGGAAUCCUGACUACCGAGGAGCUACAGGAGCUUUUCUUCUCCAUAGAUGGCCGACAGAACAACAAUCUGGACACUGACAAGCUAUCAGAUUAUUUCUCUCAGCACCUUGGGGAAUAUCUAAACGUUCUCUCAGCUCUGGAGAGUCUGAAUAUUGUCAUUUUAAAAGCAAUGGAUAAAACCAAACAGGAGUACCAGGGUGCCAGCGUGUUGGGUCAGUUUGUCACCAGAUUCAUGCUAAGAGAGACGUCCAGCCAGCUGUUGUCUCUACAGACGUCUCUUCAGUUUGCCAUGGAGGCUGUGGAGGAGCAGAGCAGCCCAGCCCCGAGUGAGGUAAAGACUCCGGAGCUGACAGCGGGACAGAGAAACGGCAGGAGAUGUGGCCACAAGGUCCAAAACAACCCACCCCCGAGAGAUUCCUGCUCUGCCACCCUGACCACUGGUGUCAGCAUGGAAGAUGGAGAGAACUGGUGCUCUCAGAUCAACCGGCUACAGCAACUUUUGGAUAAACUGGAAUGUCAGGGUCCAAAGUUGGAGCCGCUAAAGGAGGAUUCACUGGCCAGCACGUACAAGUCUAACAUCCUGCUUGUCCAGAGGCAGAUGUCUGUGAUUGAUGACGAUCUUGACAAAUUCCGGAAAAUUCUCAACAGUUACGUUGAUGCCACCUCGACCCACUCCGACAACCUGCAUGUGUCGGUUCAAAAGCUCCCGGGAAAGUCGUGUUACAUAUUGUAUGAGUUCUGGCAGGACCGCAUCACCUGGAUCAGUUACCUUCAGUCCAACAACAGCAAAGAUUUUCAGCGCUGUGUCAUUGACAUGUUGGAGGAUGCUGAAGUGGUUUCUACUAUGUUGCUGCCAGCUUCCUGGUGGAUUAUGACUAACAACUGAACGUGGACUGAUAGAUCCGCAGCCCACAUGGACUGAGAGACCCUGCUGUAUCAUCCCCUCCUACUGACAUGCACUCUAACACACACACACACACACACACACACACACACACACACACACACACACACACACACAAAGAGUCACAUAAACGUUUUAAAAGAAAAUACUCUCCAGCUGCUUCUUUGAUUGUUUCGUGUGUCUGAUCACUCAUGUAUCAUCUGCUUGCAUCAAUAAGGCAUUGUUCCAUUUUAUAGGUUGUAUGUACUCAAAAUGAUUGAUUUUGUGUGAUGCGACAGCUGCAUCAUGAUUUUUCUAACAUCCCCUGGCUUGUGUUAUGGCCUCUUUUCCUUUGCACUGUUUGUUGGAUUUUUUUUUUUUUGCAAAAACAGGAAAAACUAAAAAUAAAAGGAGGCUCAUUGAAUGAACUCACUGAAAAUUAAAACAGCAAUGUUUGUAUAAGGUUGGAUUUGGUUGUUUAUUUUCAGCUGCUGAGUGCAUUUAAAUAUGAAAAAAUGAGUAUGCAGAGGUGAUGGAUGUCAGGCAUGUUGAUGGGGUCACAUCUCGGCUGUACAUAUUGUACAUACUGUGACAGUUUGCUUUCAUUCAGCUAUCCUGUUAUUGUGUGCAUUUAAUGCAAAUACAGUUAAUAUUAAAAAUUCUGUCUUCUAUAUAAUGCUAGAUAUAUAAGUGAUCAGUUACUGUAUAUUAGUGUUCAGUUACUGUAUCUUCAACCACUUCUCAAUCACUGAUGUAUAACUGUGUUUUAAAAUGUUCAUAUUUAAGAAACUAUGUGCUUUUAAAUGCGAUUUCAUUAUAUCACAGACCUUUAGAGAGAAUAUAUCAAUGAAAUAUAUGCAUCAUGUUUUCAUUUGGUAAUGGUGGAAUUUAUUCUGCAAAACUACCAAACGUUAUUGCACAAUGACUUUGGUUUAUUAAUCUUAACCACCAAAUGACAGAAAUUCAACUUUAAUAAAAGUAUUGAAAAUC